Messenger RNA from Python bivittatus (Burmese python), 3201 nucleotides. The record is from RefSeq and is a predicted model, not a curated record. NCBI's taxonomy places the organism in Eukaryota, Metazoa, Chordata, Lepidosauria, Squamata, Pythonidae.
CGGGCCCUGCCAGCCCGAGGAAGGAUGCUUAGCGGCGGCGCCGAGACAACCUCCUCGCCCGUCCACAGCGACUGCCUGGGUUUCCUAUCCAGGCAGGGCCUCCCAAUCCUGGCUCCGCCUGCACCACAUGACCCCUCCGUUGCCUGCAAACUUUCUUCUUCUCCUUGUCCCGGGGCGGCCGCGACCGAGACUGGAAAAUGGCGGCUUAGCAGCGUCGCCGCCGCCUCAGUCCCCGCCUCUCUGCGCCGGCUUUUCCCGACGGCUGGCGGGCUCGGGCUCCCCUCAGCUAUGACGCGUUGGAUACCCACCAAGCGCGAGGAGAAAUACGGCGUGGCAUUCUAUAAUUAUGAGGCCCGGGGUCCAGAUGAGCUGUCGUUACAAAUAGGAGACACCAUGCACAUACUGGAAACACAUGAAGGUUGGUACAGAGGUUAUACUUUAAGGAAAAAAUCAAAAAAAGGCAUCUUUCCUGCUUCCUACAUACAACUUAAAGAAGCAAUAGUUGAAGGAAAGGGGCAACAUGAAACUGUUAUACCUAGUGAACUACCACUCAUUCAGGAGGUUACCACUACACUACGGGAAUGGUCCACAAUAUGGCGACAGCUUUAUAUUCAAGACAACAGAGAAAUGUUUCGUAGUGUAAGACAUAUGAUAUAUGAUCUUAUUGAAUGGCGGUCGCAAAUAUUGUCUGGAACACUACCCCAAGAUGAGCUCAAAGAGCUGAAGAAGAAAGUCACAGCAAAGAUUGAUUAUGGAAACAGAAUUCUGGAUUUGGAUCUAGUGGUAAGGGAUGAAGAUGGUAACAUAUUAGAUCCAGACCAAACCAGCACAAUCAGCUUAUUCAGAGCUCAUGAAACAGCUUCCAAACAAGUGGAAGAAAGACUGCUGGAAGAAAAAUCUCAAAAGCAGAACCUUGACAUUAGUAGAGAAGCAAAAUUUGCUGCAACACCUUCAUUUGCAUUAUUUGUAAAUCUGAAAAAUGUUGUUUGCAAAAUUGGAGAAGAUGCUGAAGUCCUUAUGUCUUUGUAUGAUCCUUUGGAAUCCAAGUUUAUCAGUGAGAAUUAUCUGGUGAGAUGGUCAAGUUCUGGUCUACCAAAAGACAUAGAUAAAUUACAUAACCUUCGAGCAGUCUUUACGGACCUUGGCAGCAGUAAAGACCGGAAGAGAGAGAAGAUCAGUUUUGUGUGUCAGAUUGUACGAGUUGGUAGAAUGGAACUAAGAGAAAACAACACAAGGAAGCUAACUUCUGGGCUACGGCGACCUUUUGGUGUAGCAGUGAUGGACGUAACUGACAUAAUUAAUGGGAAAGUAGAUGAUGAAGACAAGCAGCACUUCAUUCCAUUUCAACCGCUAGCAUUGGAUAACACCAUUCGACACAAGCAGCUGAACAUAUCAUCCCGUUUUUCACCCAGGGUGGCAGGGGAGAAUGAUUUUCUUCAGACUGUAAUAAACAAAGUGAUUGCUGCUAAAGAAGUUAACCACAAGGGUCAAGGUCUAUGGGUGACACUGAAACUUCUUGCAGGAGACAUACAUCAAAUACGAAAAGAAUUCCCUCACUUAGUUGAUAGGACCACAGCUGUGGCACGGAAAAUGGGUUUUCCAGAAAUUAUUAUGCCUGGUGAUGUCCGUAAUGAUAUCUAUGUAACAUUAGUUCAAGGAGAUUUUGACAAAGGAAGCAAAACUACAGCAAAGAAUGUAGAGGUUACAGUAUCUGUUUAUGAUGAAGAUGGGAAAAAAUUGGAGAAUGUAAUUUUUCCUGGGGCCGGAGAUGAAGCUCUUUCAGAAUAUAAGUCUGUUAUAUAUUACCAAGUAAAACAACCCCGCUGGUUUGAAACUAUAAAGGUUGCAAUCCCCAUUGAAGAUGUAAACCGCAGUCACCUAAGGUUUACAUUCCGGCACAGAUCAUCACAGGAUUCCAAAGAUAAAUCUGAGAAAAUAUUUGCCCUGGCGUUUGUUAAAUUAAUGCGCUAUGAUGGAACAACCCUACGGGAUGGAGAACAUGAUCUUAUAGUAUACAAGGCAGAAGCAAAGAAGCUAGAAGAUUUUUCAACAUAUUUAAGCUUGCCCUCUACUAAACUGGAAUUGGAAGAAAAAGGUCACUCAAUGGCUGGCAAGGGCAUGCAAAAUCUUGGAAGCUGUACCAUCAGUAAAGAUUCAUUCCAGAUCUCUACUCUAGUCUGUUCAACAAAGCUAACUCAAAAUGUGGACUUACUGGGGCUUUUGAAGUGGCGAUCCAACACAAAUAUUCUGCAACAGAAUUUAAGGCAACUGAUGAAAGUUGAUGGAGGUGAAGUUGUUAAAUUUCUUCAAGAUACAUUGGAUGCAUUGUUUAACAUUAUGAUGGAGAAUUCAGAAAGUGAGACAUUUGACACAUUGGUGUUCGAUGCUUUGGUGUUUAUCAUUGGACUAAUUGCUGACCGGAAGUUCCAGCAUUUCAAUCCUGUUUUAGAAACCUACAUUAAGAAACAUUUCAGUGCUACUUUGGCUUAUACAAAACUCACAAAAGUUUUAAGGACCUAUGUGGAUAAUGCUGGCAUCACUGAUCAACUAUUCAAAGCUAUGAGAUCUUUGGAAUAUAUCUUCAAAUUUAUAGUGCGGUCAAGAAUUUUGUUCAACCAGCUGUAUGAGAAUAAAGGGGAAGCUGAUUUUAGGGAAUCGUUGCUUCAUCUCUUUAAGUCUAUUAAUGAAAUGAUGAGCAGUGCCUCUGAACAGACUGUUACAGUAAAGGGAGCUGCCCUUAAAUACCUGCCAACUAUUGUGAAUGAUGUAAAGCUUGUUUUUGAUCCCAAAGAACUUAGCAAACUAUUUACAGAUUUUAUACUGAAUGUUCCAAUGGGUCGUCUCACAAUUCAGAAGCUGUACUGUUUGAUUGAAAUAGUUCACAGUGAUCUUUUCACACAACAUGACUGUAGGGAGAUCUUGAUGCCGAUGAUGACGGAUCAGCUGAAGUAUCAUUUGGAAAGGCAAGAAGACCUGGAUGCCUGUUGCCGAUUGCUCAGUAACAUUCUUGAAGUUCUUUAUAGGAAAGAUGUGGGACCAACACAACGACAUGUGCAGAUAAUUAUGGAAAAGCUACUGAGGACAGUAAACAGAACAGUUAUAUCAAUGGGACGUGACUCAGAACUCAUAAGUUCUAGCAAUUCUAGCAAUUGUGACAAUGUCGCAGAGCUCCGCUGUUCAGUUUUAUACCAUGAGAAAUAG